Erigeron canadensis is the source of this 2937-nucleotide messenger RNA. RefSeq names its product putative late blight resistance protein homolog R1C-3. Gene Ontology annotation, molecular function: ADP binding. The transcript has a single exon. The record is from RefSeq and is a predicted model, not a curated record. Lineage: Eukaryota; Viridiplantae; Streptophyta; Magnoliopsida; Asterales; Asteraceae. The coding region runs from base 1 to 2937 and encodes 978 amino acids. Gene Ontology annotation, biological process: defense response to other organism.
AUGAAAGGUUUUACUGAAGCAGGAAACCUUGUGGUGCGCUUUAAUGAUGAAGUAAAAAUAAUACAUCAACUUAAUUUUCAGAAUUCUACAAAGCAGCUCCAGGUUAUCUCAAUUGUAGGAAUGGCUGGGCUUGGUAAGACUACUCUGGCUAAAACAAUUUACAACGAUACAUCAGUCUGGGAUUUCUAUGAUAUUCAAGCGUGGACCAGUGUUUCUCAAGUUUAUCAAAUUAAAGAUUUGUUACUCAGUUUAUUAAGCUCUCUCAUUUCUGAGCUUACUGAUGAGAUUUACAAAUUGAGUGACACGCAGUUGGGUGAAUUGCUAUACAGAAAACUAAAGGAUCGUCAAUAUCUGGUGGUCUUUGAUGAUAUCUGCGAUUCUAACGCCUGGAAUGAUCUCAAAAUGUAUUUCCCAGAUGACAAUAUUGGAAGCCGAGUCGUGUUUACCAGUCGUGACAUAGACAUCAGUGCACAUAUACAGGCAGCAGGAUCAACUCAUGUUUUGCAUUACCUUGAUGAAUUUGAAAGUUGGGAUUUGUUUCUGCAAAAGACCUUUCAGAAUGGCAGGUGUCCUUCUUCGCUGGAAGAUUUCGGAAGGUUGAUUACAAGAAAAUGUGAUGGUUUGCCACUGGCAAUUGUCAUGGCCUCUCGUCUUCUGAAAUAUAAUCAGACAAAUGAGUGGUGGAGGCAAGUUGCUGAAACACUAAGCUUGUUUAUUGGUAAUUCAUCUACAGCUCUCUGUAAUCAUCUACUUGGCAUGAUGAUGAAGCUCUAUGAAAAUGUGGAAGUGCGCGAUCUAUUAGAAGGAGCAACAGAUCUGGAUUUGAAAGAUUUUAUUCAACCGUGUGAAUAUAUAGAUGAGGUUAUAGAUACUUGUGAAAAACUAGGUAAAAUAAAAUACAGCUCAAACAAAGAGGGAGAAGUUGUGGUGGGCUUUGAUGAAGAAGUAGAAACACUACUUGAUCAACUUACUUCAACUUCUAUAAAGCACCUUCAGGUUAUCUCUAUUGCAGGAAUGGCUGGGCUUGGUAAGACUACUCUGGCUACAAAACUUUACAACGAUCCAUUGGUCGAGUAUACCUUUGACAUGCGAGCGUGGACCAGUGUUUCUCAAGUUUAUCAAGUUAAAGAUUUGUUACUGGGAAUACUAAGCACCUGUAUCCAUGAGAUUAAUGACGAAAUUUACAAAAUGAAUGACAUACGGUUGGGGGAAAAGCUAUACAGACUACUAAAGGGUCAUAGAUAUCUGGUGGUAUUGGAUGACAUCUGGGAUUCUAAGGCUUGGAAUGAUCUCAAAAUGUAUUUCCCAGAUGACAAAACCGGAAGCCGAGUGUUAUUUACUAGUCGUGACAUAGACAUCACCUCACAUGUACAGGCAGCAAGACCUAUUCACGUUCUGCGUUUCCGUAAUGAAGUUGAGAGUUGGGAUUUGCUUUUAAAAAAGACCUUUAGGACUGGAAUAUGUCCUCUUUCGCUGGAAGAUUUUGGGAGGGCGAUUACAAGAAAAUGUGAAGGUUUGCCUCUUGCAAUUGUCAUAGCCUCUGGUAUUUUGAAAAAUAAUAUGUCAAAUGAGUGGUGGAGGCAAAUUGCCGAAAAGCUAAGCUUGUUUAUGGUGAGUAAGCCAAGCCAAUACAUGCACUCCCUGGCUUUGAGCUACAACCAUUUGCCACCUCAUUUAAAACCAUGUUUUCUCUUUUUUCGAUCAUUUCCUGAGGACUAUGAGGUAUCCGUGUCAAAGCUGAUUUGGCUAUGGAUUGCUCAAGGAUUCAUACAACAAAGUGGAAGCAAAACGUGGGAGGAUGUUGCAGAGGAUUUCCUGAUGGAUUUAAUCAAUAGAGGUUUGCUGAUGAUUUCCAAAACGAGGGCUGAUGGCCGAAUAAAAGCAUGCCGUAUCCAUGACUUGCUGCGGGAUUUAUGUUUGAGAAAGUCUCUUGAAGAGAAAUUUUCUCUACUAAGUUACAAGUACCCUUCUUUUACAUCAUCUUCUGCUACCAUCCGAGAUAUGCAAUAUGAAAUUUUAGCAGAUACCUCUCCACUAGUCACCCACUCUAGUUUGUGUUAUCCAAAUGAGUUAGCCGAUAUUCUUCAAAAUGGUAGACCAAUUCCUUAUGGUAGAUACAAAAUGUUAAAGGUUCUUGAUAUGGAGUAUGUCCCUAUCUCUGUAUUUCAUUCUGAUGUAGUACACCUUAUUGAUCUAAGAUACUUGGCCAUUCAAGCUUAUGAUGGAAGUCUCCCUUCAUCAAUAUCCAACCUUGUCCACUUGCAAACGCUGAUAAUAUCUUCAAAGAAGAAUAUCGUCCUACCUAAUACCAUAUGGAAUAUGGUAAAUCUGAGGCACUUGUAUAUCAAAUCAGGUGAAAACUUCAUUGAGGAGCCUAAAUUUGUUCAAGUUACAGAGGACAAUGGUGUUUCAAAUUUGUUGCCGAGCCUGCAAACAUUAUCCCAAGUAAGCCCUGAAUCUUGCCAGAAUGUGUCUACCAGAACUCCCACUCUUAGGAAACUUGGGUUUUGUGGACCCUUGAUAUCAAGUCUAGGUGAUCUGGAAUUUCCAAAUAUACGCACUUUGCAACACCUCGAAAAAUUGAAGUUGUUAAACACAAUUCCAUACCCGGAAGCAACAAGAUCAUGCAAUCCUCUUAGGUUUCCUGAAAAUCUUAAGAAACUGACGCUGUGUAACACUGGAUUGGAUUGGGAUGAGAUUUGGACCUUUGCGUGGGUGCCUAACCUGGAGGUUCUAAAGUUAAAGUUUCAAGCAUGCAUUGGAGAAAGGUGGGAGACAGGGGAAGAAGCAGAGUUUAGGCGACUCCAAGUGUUGAAAUUGCAUGAUCUGGACAUAACGAAUUGGGUUAGUUACAGGGAUAACUUCCCACGACUAAAACAGUUAGUGGUGCGUCGUUGUUCAAAAACAUUUUUUGUUGUCUUGCAUAGUAUAUUUUGA